Molecule: messenger RNA, 2237 nt
Organism: Durio zibethinus
Lineage: Eukaryota; Viridiplantae; Streptophyta; Magnoliopsida; Malvales; Malvaceae
Product: inositol-tetrakisphosphate 1-kinase 4-like
Biological process (GO): inositol trisphosphate metabolic process
Cellular component (GO): cytoplasm
Molecular function (GO): magnesium ion binding; ATP binding; inositol-3,4,5,6-tetrakisphosphate 1-kinase activity
Source: RefSeq, a predicted model, not a curated record
GACAUCUCCACAAUUCUAGACUGUCCUUGUCAUUGAUUUUCUUUACUUGCAUUUCAUGCCUCACUGGUACAAUGACAAAUCUUGUAGCAGAGAGAAUAGUUAUCAAAAUUGGCCUAAACUGUUGGUUGGAUCGUUGAAUCCGUGUCCUGAUUCCAAAGCGAUAAUAUGUUUAAGGAAAUUCCCAAAAGUGAAAUUUCAUUUUCAAGAUUUUUAAGGUGUUUGUUCACAAAAAAUUGCAGUAAUUAGGAGGGUAAAAUGGGAAAGAAAAGUGGAAUUAAAAUUUCCAAACCAAACCAUCCUCUGCUGCUAACAUCUCUAUAUAUAUAAACAAAGACCAAUUCUUAUGCACAAAAUCUAUGGGCUCAAAGUUCUUUCCUUUCCCUCAAACUCCGAUCUUUUGCCUCUUGCUUUUGCAAAACUGAAUAUUCCCUUCAAAAUUCCAAUCCCCAAUCUAUUUAGUAUUUGAUACUUUCAGUUUUGAAACUCCCAUUUCAUAGAUAUAUAUACAUUUAGUUGUAGAUAACUGAGAAAGAGAGGGUUACAAAAACUUGGUUCUUUUUUUUUUUUUUUGGUGUCAUUUCCUGCUGGAGAGAAAAAAAAGGAAAAUAGAGAAAGAAAAAAAACAGUUUUUAUCUUUUGACAAAGGGAAGAAAAACCCAGAAACCAAAAAGAUAAUAGAAGAAGAUAUCUUUGUUGUUUAGGGUGUUAAAAAAGUGGGUAUGAGGUUGAACGGGGAAAUUUAUGAUGGAGAAGAUGGGGUGGAAGAGGAGCAAAAGCAUGUUGUUGGGUAUGCCUUGACAUUGAAGAAGAAAAAUAGUUUCUUGAAACCCAAGUUCGAGCGCUUGGCUCGUUCUGUCAAUUAUUGCAUGGCACUUUCUCUUGUUAACCUAUGUCAAAUGUUGUCGAGCAUCCGAUGCAACAAAGGGAUAUUGUUUGUAGCCAUUGAUCUAAACAGGCCACUAUCAGAUCAAGGUCCUUUUGACAUUAUUUUACACAAGUUGUUGGGAAAAGAGUGGUGCGAGAUUAUUCAGGACUACAGACAAACACAUCCAGAAGUAACUGUUCUUGAUCCUCCAGAUGCAAUACAACAUCUACGCAACCGCCAGUCAAUGCUCCAGGAUGUGGUUGAUUUGAACUUGUCGGACUUCUGUGGUAAUUGUGGCAAAGUUGGUGUUCCAAGACAAAUGGUUAUCAAAAAAGAUCCUCUAUCUAUCCCUGAUGAAGUUACUAAAGCUGGGUUGAAAUUGCCCUUAGUUGCUAAACCACUAGUAGUGGAUGGAAGCUCGAAGUCACAUGAGCUGUUUCUUGCAUAUGAUCAGUUCUCUCUGUCUGAACUUGAGCCUCCAUUGGUUCUGCAAGAGUUUGUUAAUCAUGGUGGUGUUCUUUUUAAAAUUUAUGUUGUUGGGGAUGCAAUUAAGGUUGUAAGGCGCUUCUCUCUGCCCAAUGUAAGCAAAUCUAAGCUAGCAAAAGUUGCUGGUGUUUUCCCUUUAACAAGGGUUUCAUCUGCUGCGGCUUCUGAUGAUGAUGCAGAUUUGGACCCUGGAGUUACUGAACUUCCUCCACAACCUUUGCUGGAGAGGCUUGCAAAGGAGCUCCAUCACCGGCUGGGCCUUCGGUUGUUCAAUAUAGAUAUGAUCCGAGAGCAUGGGACAAGAGACAUCUUUUAUGUUAUUGACAUUAAUUACUUUCCUGGUUAUGGAAAAAUGCCGGAUUAUGAGAACAUUUUUACGGACUUUUUACUGAGCUUGGUGCAGAGCAAGUACAGGAAGAGACCUGCUAAUUAGUUGUCGGAUAUCGGAGCAAAUAUUGAUCGUACAGAAUGUUUCAUGCAAGUGUAGCUGAAAGGAUGGGCCAACUGUCAAUCCUGGAACUCGUUUUAACCUCUGUAAUUACCGACUGGUAUCAUAAUGGCCUUGCUCAAUUCAGUAACGUGUAUGGGGAUGGUUUUGGUUACCGUUUUAUAGCCAAUAAGACUUUGUGAGACAUCCUGCUGUUUUAGGAAAUUUCAGCAGAACGUGAGGUACUCUUUUUUUUUUUAACUGAUUCGCCUCUAAAAACAAAACAAAAAUGCAUUUCAAGAUACGUCUAUAAAUCUAAGCUCUGGCCAAUUAGAAUCUCUACAAACCUCACAGAUAUCUCUUAAAUCAGACUAACGUACCCAAAAACUGGCAGGAGAAAACUGCUCAAAUUCUAUUAAUUUAAAAUGCCUACACAUGGCUAGAAAGACGGGUUAAAUU